Messenger RNA from Macrobrachium nipponense, 1935 nucleotides. Its product is annotated as leukocyte elastase inhibitor-like. Gene Ontology annotation, molecular function: serine-type endopeptidase inhibitor activity. Bases 221 to 1462 code for a protein of 413 amino acids. Lineage: Eukaryota; Metazoa; Arthropoda; Malacostraca; Decapoda; Palaemonidae. The record is from RefSeq and is a predicted model, not a curated record. The transcript has 6 exons.
AGAUUUAGAGCGAUUUCGGGGGUGAAAGACGGACGAAACGGAACUGGAAGACGCGAAAAAUAAUGGAGAAUACCGAGAAGGUUGUUCCCUCCCCCAUAAAAACUCAUGAAACUAAAAUAAGCGAGAUGAACGACGAGAAGUUUAGUAUGCCGUUUGGGCAGGAGACUGUUUGGAAUAGAUAUUAGCGGGCAGGUCAGUAAGAUAAGGAAGAACGAGGAAAAUGGGGUGGGUAACAUCACUACUCCUCCUAGCGGCCGUCAGAGUGGCGAGGCCCCAGUGCCUGACUCCCGAAGACGACUUCAAAGGAGCCACCUACAGCACCGACCUCUCUCACAUCACGAACUUCGGUCUAGACCUGUACAAGCGGCUCUCCCCUGCGACUUCCAGCCAGAACUUCUUCUUCUCCCCCUACAGCAUCUGGAAUGCCCUGACGCUGGCCUACUUCGCGUCUGGGGGCAACACGCAGAGGGAGCUGGAGGCUACUCUGAAGGUCUCGAACAAGGUGUCUACUGUCAAACUCUGGAAGGAACUUGAGCUGUUUUAUGAUGGAAGGCAGAGGAACAACUCUCUCUACACCUUCAGCCUGGCUAAUCGGGCUUACAUCGAUCAGAGGUUGACUCUAAGGUCCUGCGUACAGAAAAUUCUCACCAACGAGACACGCAUUAACGAUUUUACCGACAAACCGCGCUCGGCGAGACUGAUCAACAGCUUCGUGAACGAGGUCACGAGAGGACUGAUUCCGGAGAUCGUCACGGAAAAGGACCUCGACCGGAUCCUCAUGGUCAUUGUAAACGCAGCCUACUUCAAGGGCACCUGGGAGACGCAGUUCGACCCGGCCAACACCAGGCCCAGAGACUUUUUCGUCUCUCAGGGGCAGUCGGCUCCCCUGGCCAUGAUGUCUCAGUUUGGGAGGUUCAGAUACGGAGAAUCACCAACGCUGGGCGCACGCCUUCUCGAGCUGCCAUACGAUGGGGACGACAUCUCCAUGAUCCUCCUCCUCCCGCAGACCCGGCUGCCUUUCGGAGACCGAUUCGUGAACAUGGUGAAUAACCUGAACAGUGCCACCCUGCGCGAGGCGAUCCACCCCAACAACAUGGCACCCACCAGGGUCGACGUACUUUUGCCCAAAUUCAGGUUCAACUUGGAGCUCAGAGAGGAGUUGAAAAGAGCGUUACAGGGCAUGGGCAUCGUUGACCUUUUCGACAAAGACAGGGCCGACCUGUCAGUGUUCACGAACACAAAGGGGCUGUACGUGGACAAGAUCAUCCACAAGGCUUUCGUGGAAGUCAACGAAGAAGGUACAGAAGCAGCUGCUGCCACGGCCCUCCUUGUUCCGGUGCGCUCUUUCAGCUCCAACCAGCCGGUGGUCUUCCACUGUAACGAGCCCUUUGUCUUCCUGAUAUACGACAAGAAGACGAACAACGUCCUCUUCCUGGGAGCCAUCAAGAACCCCCGGGGAUGAAGGGUGAGGGAUGCUGAGGGUGGCGUAAAGGAAGAGUCCUCCCUGCUUGCUCAUUCUCCUGGAGGCUGUUUCUCUGUUGCAUGAGUAGUACUUUCCCUUAAUUCUUUAAGCAUCUCACGUCUCUUGAAUCGGCACAUCGCUACCUCUGUGAUGGACUGCAUAGACUGUUCAACUUCUUCAGCUCUGUCUUGUUCCAAGAGCAAGUGCUCAAGGCCCAUGAGGAUUUGGAAAUGUGACUAAGUGAGCCAGUUAAAGUACUCCAAAUUAAUAAUAAAAUAAUAAUAAUUUUGGAACAGUCUUGACAACUUUUGUCAUUUUAGACAUAAAACUGGCCUGUUCAGUGCCGCUGCGGAACAGUGGUGAAAAACAUAUUAAAUUAUACUUCAAGCCUGACAUAUGUAAAGAUGUAACAAAAAAAAGUUAUGUAUGUUGUAAAUUGACUUUUUUUUAUAUGAAAUAUAUAUAUAUAUUUA